CAGCCUCCGGCAGGGGGAGGCCGGCUGCGCAGGCGCGCAGGCGCGAAGCCCCUUUGCCCCGAAGCGUCACGUGACGGGUGGUGGUCACGUGCCAUCCUAAUCCGGCGACAGCUGCUCGGCCUUCCUCCUCGCCGCGUCCUCCUCCUCCUCCUCGCCCGCCGCGAUGCCGCUGCUGCUCUCCCAGUUCCCGGAGCUCCACUUCAACGUGGACAGCGGCUACCUGGAGGGGCUGGUGCGGGGCUUCAAGGCCGGCGUCCUCAGCCAGGCGGACUACCUGAACCUGGUCCAGUGCGAGAGCCUGGAAGAUCUGAAGCUCCAUCUCCAGAGCACCGACUAUGGGAACUUCCUGGCGAACGAAGCGUCCCCCCUCACAGUGUCCGUCAUUGAUGACAAGCUGAAGGAGAAGAUGGUGGUGGAGUUCCGCCACAUGCGCAACCACGCCUACGAGCCCUUGGCCAGCUUCCUGGACUUCAUCACGUACAGCUACAUGAUUGACAACGUCAUCCUGCUGAUCACGGGGACGCUGCACCAGCGCUCCAUCGCCGAGCUGGUCCCCAAGUGCCACCCCCUGGGAAGCUUUGAGCAGAUGGAGGCCGUCAACAUUGCUCAGACCCCGGCGGAGCUGUACAGCGCCAUCCUGGUGGACACGCCCCUCGCGGCCUUCUUCCAGGAUUGCAUCUCCGAGCAGGACCUGGAUGAGAUGAACAUUGAAAUUAUCCGCAACACGCUGUACAAGGCCUACCUGGAGUCCUUCUACAAGUUCUGCAAGACCCUGGGUGGCACCACUGCAGAGGCCAUGUGCCCCAUCUUGGAGUUUGAGGCUGACAGAAGAGCCUUCAUCAUCACCAUCAACUCGUUUGGCACAGAGCUCUCCAAGGAGGACCGGGCCAAGCUCUUCCCCCACUGUGGGAAGCUCUACCCGGAGGGCCUGGCGCAGCUGGCCCGGGCCGAUGACUACGAGCAGGUCAAAGCGGUGGCCGACUACUACCCCGAAUAUAAGCUGCUGUUUGAAGGCGCUGGGAGCAACCCUGGAGACAAGACCCUGGAGGACCGGUUCUUUGAGCACGAGGUGAAGCUGAACAAGCUGGCGUUCCUGAACCAGUUCCACUUCGGCGUCUUCUACGCUUUCGUGAAGCUGAAGGAGCAGGAAUGCCGCAACAUCGUCUGGAUCGCCGAGUGCAUCGCCCAGCGCCACCGCGCCAAGAUCGACAACUACAUCCCCAUCUUCUGAGGGUGUCUGCACUCCAGCCAGCAGGCAUCCCUUGCGGUUCCUCGCCAGCCAGCCUCUCUCUCCCUCGCUCCGGUGUCUUUGGGGGCGGGCCUGAGGGAGCCUGCCUUGGGAAGGUCCCCCCCCGCCGCUGCGUUGUAACGUGCGUGUGUGUGUGUGUGUUUGUGUAGAGCAGCCACAGCUGUUCGGUGUCUCUCGAGUGGAGUCUCUGCUGCAGAGGAAGGAUCCCUGGCCUGCACGGUGCCCCUCGGCAUGGCCCUGGCCGGGCAUCCAUCCGGCACAGCGUCACGGCCCUCGGCAGGCAGGCGGGCAGGCAGGCGGGGACUGUGGCAUGCGUGAGCAUCCGUCCAUCUCCGUAAGACUUGUCCCUCUGGCAAUGGCUGUGUGGCAAGCUGAAGCCACUUCCCCCAGGGAGCCCCCUGAAUGCCAGUGGGGGGGGGCGGGGGCUGGCUGGCCGGCCGGCCGGCCUCCUGUAGAGGACGCUUGCUGGACUUCCCUUCUUGCAGGCUCCUCAAGGAAAGGGCCAGCACACUUGGGCGUGCAGUGCAGGUGUGCCCCUCGCGUCGGCCCUUUGCCACUUGGUUGAUGCUCCUUUGGCCCUGGCCUUGCCUGCCCCUUGCCCUGUCAGUGCCCCCAGAGAGGCGGCCCCAUUGAAAAGCUGCUCCUCGAAGGAGGUGCCAGGCAAGGGCUUGUGACACAAGGCGGACGUGGUUUCGGCUGCUUUCCGGCUCAUCCCUGGAAGUGGAAGUCGCUCUGCCCUGCCUGGCCCCUGAGCUGGGAUGCAGAGGUGUCCCCCCCCCCCCCGCUUUCAGCCUGGGUGAUGGUCAUCGGAGUGCUGAGAGUUCCAAAAUCAAGCCCAGUUUUAUCUUGGUCUGUCUUGUUGUUAUUUAGCAAGCUUCUGGGCAGGGCCUGGGGGCAGUGGACGCUUCCUGGGAUUUUGGAAGGGAUCUUCUUGUUUCCCCUCCUUUGGAGCUGCCUGCUGUCCCCCAGAGGGCCACCUCUUUGACACGGGCCGCUCUUGGUUGAGCAAAAGGUUCCCCAGGCCACAGUGCUGUGAGUUCCACCAACCUCUGCCCACUGCCCCCCCCCUGCAGCUCUGGCUCCUUCCAUUCCAAGUGCAUCUGUCCAGCCUGCCCAGGCUCUUGUGGGCAAGGGGUGUGUGGGGUGGGGGGUGGCAAGGGCCUGGUUGUCUGUCAUCUUCCUCUUCAGAUGUGAUAAUAAAUGAUCUCCCCCACGCCCUCCA
Molecule: messenger RNA, 2471 nt
Organism: Hemicordylus capensis (graceful crag lizard)
Lineage: Eukaryota; Metazoa; Chordata; Lepidosauria; Squamata; Cordylidae
Gene: ATP6V0D1
Product: ATPase H+ transporting V0 subunit d1
Exons: 8
Coding region: 164-1231 (355 amino acids)
Biological process (GO): vacuolar acidification; vacuolar transport; proton transmembrane transport
Cellular component (GO): plasma membrane proton-transporting V-type ATPase complex; vacuolar proton-transporting V-type ATPase complex; proton-transporting V-type ATPase, V0 domain
Molecular function (GO): proton-transporting ATPase activity, rotational mechanism
Source: RefSeq, a predicted model, not a curated record